GAGAUUUUCAUUUUUAAAAGAGGAAAAAAAGGUCAUAAGUUUGGUUUUUGGUGGAUAAUUGGUCUCACUUGAGGCGUUCUUGAACAGUUCCUUGAAAAUUCGUAAAUUUAGUGUCAUCACAGCAAAAGAUUGCAGACACCGAUUUUGCCGGCAGAAUUUCAGACAAUGUAUUCUCUUCUCUUUCUCGUGGCCAUGCGUAAAUUUUCAUUCACUUCUCCAUAGGACGCAAACCCUGCCACCAACAACACACCAAAGCUCUGAUUUCGCUCCCUCUGUCUCACUUUCUCUCUCUCUCUCUAUGCAUCACACGCAAAAUAUUCUUCAAGUGUUGAGAUUUUUAUUCCGGGUUUUAUCAUCUCAUUGUUUGUGACUUUUCGUGUUUGUUACCCUCUAGUCGCCAUAGAUGGGUUGUUUUGUUUGUUCAACCGUAUAUGAGACUGCUCUUAUAAGAUAGCCGUUUUCAUUUUUUUUUUUUCUGUUACUUUUCAUUAAAAUUAAAAUACCGUCCCUGAUAUUUCGUCUGUAUCUUCCCGGGAGGUGCGUUUUCAAUUUUAUUAGUCCUUCAUCGUUGAAUGCCUUUUAUAUUUUAGUCCGUGUAAAAGUGGGUUCCUUGAAUUUGUUCAAAUCCCCAUCAUGGAUCUGGGAAGCUGCUUCCUGGAGGAGAAAAUAAUACUACAAUUAUUAUAAUAAAGAAAUAGUGAAUCAUCCUGAAGUUGUCCUAUAUUAAUUCAUUAUAUAUAUAUAUAUAUAUAUAUAUCAGUGUUUUUCCUCUGUAGUCUUCAAUUCAAUUGAGGAGGGUCUUUCUUCUGCAAUUGGGGGCUCUGUUUUAAAUUUCAGUGACAAUGCUCCUUCUAGAUUUCUAAAAGCGCAUGCUAUGGAUCUGGAAGCUGGAAUUCCUAAGAAUCAUGUUGCUAAGAAAGAAUCGUGGAAGACGGUUCUGACUUUGGCAUACCAGAGCCUCGGAGUUGUGUAUGGAGAUUUAAGCACUUCACCGUUGUACGUGUAUAGGAGCACAUUUGCUGAAGAUAUUGAGCACACAGAAAGCAACGAAGAGAUUUACGGCGUCUUGUCUCUGGUUUUCUGGACUCUCACGUUGGUCCCUCUGAUCAAAUACGUGUUCGUCGUUCUCAAAGCUGAUGAUAAUGGCGAAGGGGGUACAUUUGCUCUGUACUCCUUGCUGUGUCGGCACGCUCGAGUCAACUCAAUGCCCAAUUGCCAGGUGGCGGACGAGGAACUCUCGGAAUAUAAGAAGGAUAGUUUUUGUAUGGCCCCAGAGAGAAGCUUUGCCUCGAGAUUGAAGGCCACGCUGGAGAAGCGCAAAGUUUUGCAGAGGAUUUUGCUUGUUCUGGCUUUGAUCGGAACUUGCAUGGUGAUUGGUGAUGGCGUCCUCACUCCUGCUCUUUCUGUUUUCUCUGCGGUUUCGGGCCUUGAGCUUUCUAUGUCAAAGGAACAUCACAGAUAUGUAGAAGUCCCAGCUGCAUGCUUCAUACUGGCAGUCUUGUUUGCCCUCCAACAUUUUGGCACGCACAGGGUUGGCUUCUUGUUUGCUCCUAUAGUAAUCACAUGGCUUUUCUGCAUCAGCGCCAUCGGCAUAUAUAAUAUAUUUUACUGGAAUCCUCACGUGUAUAAAGCCCUGUCUCCUUAUUACGUUUUCCAGUUUUUAAGGAAAACACAAACAGGAGGUUGGAUGUCUCUUGGUGGAAUUUUGUUGUGCAUAACAGGAUCAGAAGCCAUGUUUGCUGAUCUGGGGCACUUUUCACAAUUAUCAAUCAAGAUUGCUUUCACAGCUGUGGUUUAUCCAUCUUUAAUUCUGGCAUACAUGGGCCAGGCUGCUUAUCUAUCCAGACACCAUGAUGUUGUGCACGAUUAUCACUUCACAUUUUAUGUAUCUGUACCAGAGACAUUAAGAUGGCCCGUUCUGGUGAUAGCCAUACUUGCGGCAGUUGUUGGAAGCCAAGCCAUCAUCACCGGAACUUUCUCAAUCAUCAAGCAGUGUUCUGCAUUGAGUUGCUUCCCAAGGGUCAAAGUUAUACACACAUCAUCAAAAAUUCACGGCCAAAUAUAUAUCCCUGAGAUCAACUGGCUGUUGAUGUUCUUGUGCUUGGCUGUCACAAUUUGUUUUAGAGACACAAAGCGCUUAGGCAAUGCAUCAGGUUUGGCGGUUAUUACAGUGAUGCUGGUCACAACAUGUCUGAUGUCUCUAGUGAUCGUACUAUGCUGGCACCGAAGUGUUUUUCUUGCGGUUGGUUUUGUUUUCAUCUUUGGGACAGUUGAGGCUCUCUUCUUCUCGGCUUCACUCGUCAAGUUUCUGGAAGGAGCAUGGGUGCCAAUUGCUUUGGCAUUUGUAUUCCUCUCUGUCAUGUAUACAUGGCACUAUGGCACCCUCAAAAAGUAUGAAUUUGAUGUUCAAAACAAGGUCUCUAUCAACUGGUUACUCAGCCUUGGUCCCAGCAUAGGUAUUGUUCGAGUCCGCGGGAUCGGCCUUUUCCACACAGAGCUAGUGUCUGGAAUCCCUGCGAUCUUCUCCCACUUUGUCACCAACCUUCCAGCAUUCCACCAGGUUGUGGUCUUCCUCUGCAUCAAACACGUCCCAGUUCCACAUGUUAGACCUGAAGAACGAUUCCUAGUGGGUCGAAUAGGCCCAGCAGGCUUCAGACUUUACCGGUGCAUAGUGCGAUACGGAUACCGUGAUGUCCACAAGGAUGACAUUGAGUUUGAGAAGGAUCUUGUCUUCAGCAUAGAAGAGAUGAUACGAACCAGCACAGAAGGAUCAAAUGCUGCAAAUGAAGAGGCUGAAAAGGGUGACAAAUUGACAGUUAUUGGAACAUGUCCUUCUUCCAACCCCAUUUUGAUUAGUGAAGAAGAUACAUUGGACAAUAACAGCAGUGAUAAUAGUAGUUUGGAGUCAGCUGGAACAUUGACAGAACUCAAGGAGAUAAAGUCAGCGACAGUGAUCCAACAGAAGAAACGGGUGAGGUUUGUUGUACCGAAGAGUCCAAAGAUCGAUAAGGAAGAAUUGGACGAACUAAGGGAAGCAAGGGAAUCUGGGGUAGCCUACAUUAUCGGGCACUCUUAUAUGAGAGCAAAACCAGGGUCCAGUUUGAUGAAGAAGUUGGUGAUUAAUUUUGGGUAUGAAUUCUUGAGGAGGAAUAGCAGAUCACCCCCCUUCGUAGAUAGUGUACCUCAUGCAUCAUCUUUGGAAGUAGGGAUGAUGUACCAAGUUUAAUUUUUUUUUUUCCUUUUUUGGUUUACCCAAAUUACAGUGUAUCAUGUAAAUCUGGUAUGUUCAGAGUCCUGAGCCAUCACCUUCAUGUAGUGAUGAACGAAAAUAGUGUACAAAUUUUGGUCUUUUUUGUUUGA
Messenger RNA from Prosopis cineraria, 3360 nucleotides. Its product is annotated as potassium transporter 6-like. The record is from RefSeq and is a predicted model, not a curated record. Gene Ontology annotation, biological process: potassium ion transmembrane transport. The coding region runs from base 875 to 3226 and encodes 783 amino acids. Gene Ontology annotation, molecular function: potassium ion transmembrane transporter activity. Gene Ontology annotation, cellular component: membrane. NCBI's taxonomy places the organism in Eukaryota, Viridiplantae, Streptophyta, Magnoliopsida, Fabales, Fabaceae. The transcript is spliced from 8 exons.